Messenger RNA from Sitodiplosis mosellana (orange wheat blossom midge), 6836 nucleotides. RefSeq names its product integrator complex subunit 1 (gene IntS1). Gene Ontology annotation, biological process: U2 snRNA 3'-end processing. The coding region runs from base 295 to 6468 and encodes 2057 amino acids. The record is from RefSeq and is a predicted model, not a curated record. The transcript has 4 exons. Lineage: Eukaryota; Metazoa; Arthropoda; Insecta; Diptera; Cecidomyiidae. Gene Ontology annotation, cellular component: integrator complex.
AAUGAGAAAGUUGCCAUAAAUUCAUCGGGCUCGUAUCGGUUGUCUCUGUCGUUCGUACGCAUACAGCGCCACUGCACAUACGGUUGUCGUUAUUAUGGUUGCUUGACUCAACCGAACUGUCACACUGUUGACGUUUUGCUCUGCUCCCAAUGACAGGCCAAACACAAACACAAAACAAAAAAAAACGAAAACCCUAAUGAUAUAGUCAAAACUGAGAGGAUAGUGAGCAAAGCAGAAAAUUGAAAUUAGCCACAUCGGAUCGAACAAAUUUUUUUUCCGUGUGUUCACCGAGCAAUGGAUCGGAAUAAAUCCAAUAUUUCGCGUCCUAGCAAAUCGAAAAUUGGCGCACCGCAUCAUGGAAGUGAAAUUUUUGCUUUGGGCUCGAAAACUACAGCAUCAACUAGUAAUCGAGAAGACAACAAAAGUAAGGUUAUGUCAUCAACGGAUCGAAAACGAGAAGCUUCAUCGACGUUGGCCGCAAAUGUGACGAAAAAGCCGAAAUUAGCCAUCAGCAGUGUGACCAGUUCAAUACAUUCCAGCGGUUUUUCAUCGGUAUCGAGGAGCACCAGUCAUGACGGGCCCAGCGGUAUUACAUCACAAAGUUUUGAAUAUUGGGAACAAGUGGCACAGGAAUGCGAUAGUUCCGAACUGGUGCAGUCUGUGUUAACCGCAAUUGAUCGCCAGGACAGUGAUCAGGUUGUUGCAUUAUUGUGUGGUGCUAUCAAAUCGAUAACAAUGCGACCGAAACUCGAAAAUGCACAAUCGUUAUCACUGCUCUACUUGGCCAAACUGCGACCGAGUAUGUUUUGCAAUGAAGUUGUCACACAGGCAUUGUUAUCAAUUUUGCGUCGUGACUCAACGCCAACAUUUAAAGCGAGAAGCAAUCCAUCAACACACAUUCUGGCUGCCAAUUUACUUGCACGCGGCUAUCAUAAUAAAACGCAGUGGCCCGAGAGUUUUGUUCGGUAUUACAUUGAAGAUGCGGUUAAUGAGCGUCUAUGGGUGGAUUUUGAUGAAUGUUCCGCAUUUGUGGAGAAUAUAUGUACGGCUUUUGGCACAAAAACACCACCCAAAUCGAUGCUUCAACCGGAAUUGAAUCCGAUGGGUUCUAUUUCGACAAUUUCAUCACGUGAGGCAACCGAUGAGGAUUCAAUGGAAGGCAGCAUCGCUGGUGCCAGCACCGAGUCGAUGAAAACUGCUGAAAAUCAAAUAAUCUGUACGGUUCAGCCGCGUUACGGUCACAUGACGGAUGUCGUCGAAAAAUUGGUCAUCGAUACGGUAAAGGAACAGUUCAAUAGACGUCAAGCACCCGACUGUUUAACACGGAAUUUUUUGAAAUUUUUGGCUUCGGUCAGUGGUAUAACCGAUAUAAGAGCAAUGGCCGUCACACGUUUGGAACUCUGGAUGCACAAUGGCAAGUUAAUGAAACCGGCCCAAGAACUUCUCACCUAUAUUUGUUUCAAUGUGAACAGCAACUCUGUGCGAGACAAUGAAGUGUUGGCCAAUUUAGUGAAAAUGCGCCUGAAGGCAAAGGCUCUGGUCAAUGUGUACAUGAAUUGCAUCAAAGAAAUGAUUAUCGUGCAACCGGACAUUUUGUUCGUUGUACUGAAGAAUGCCGUUCAAAAUGAGUUGUCCAAUGCUCGAAAUCCCAACAACAUGGGAAUGGGAAUGCUGGCGAGCAUUUUUCAGACAAAACCCGACGAAUCCGCACGUCAUUUGGCCGCUAUUUACCAAGAGUUUUUAUUGCAGCGCGAAGACUGUUUGCGUACCUUGCGCGUAUUUUUGCGUGAAUUGGUGAAAACAUUACGCUACGAUAUCAAAUUAAUCGUUUUCUGUGAAGCAUUGCUAGGCAGCACUCAGAAUUUCAUUCAACAAAUUGAAAAUUUUGAAUUUCGAGACCGUAUCUUCUAUUCAAUGAUCGACGUGGUGUGUUUGUGUAUGUUUCUUUCGGUAUCGCCGCAGAUUCGCGAAGCAAAUGUCUUGUUACGAGCCGGUCGCGAAACAAAGAGCAGUAAAAUUUUGAUUGAAUACUACAAACAAAUGUCAAACAUACAAAAAGAAGCCAUCAAAUGGAUGUACGACAUUGUACCAGCUCUAUUCAAACCAUCCGAAGCCGAAUACACACAAUCAUUGCAUAAAAUUCUACUUUUAGAUUCGCCCGAACAGUAUACGAAAGGUGAUCAAUGGCCACCGGAACAAGAACGUGCCUUGCUCUUGCGUUUGGUGUCGGAAGUGCCGUUGCAUCAAGACACAAUCGUUUAUUUGUCGUUGAUUGGGGCCACAAAGGAAAUUCCCGUCAAAAUACCCGAUGCAAUGGAAAUCAUUGAACAAGUGAUUCGACGAUCGGCCAGUUUGCGCAUCAUUGACUAUCCCUCUCUGUAUGCUGACAAAAAGGAAAUUAUUGACUUUUUGUUCACGAUGGCCGAGUAUCAUCACCCGGAAAAUAUCAAAUUGCCCAAUGAUUAUGAGCCGCCAAAAUUGGCCAUCGGCACAUUGUACUGGAAGGCAUGGAACAUUUUGCUGAUGCUAUCAGCACACAAUCCGAGUACAUUUGGUGCCUUUUGCUGGGAACGAUAUCCAAUGCUUCGCAAUCUAAUGGAAAUGUCAAUUACCAAUCAAUUUUCCAGCUACAGAGUGCCCGAAGAGGAGCUACAACUCGGUGCGCUAGAAAAAACACAAAUUUUGGAAUUUGAAACGCACUUGGCAGCCGCAACAUCGAAAGUUGUUAUCACCGAGCAAAACAGUUUACUGCUAUCACAGUUAAUUCUGAUGGACCCGAUGGGUGUGCCGCGCAAACCGCCAGCUCAAGUGUUGGAAAUACUGCAAAAUCAAAAUGCCACUUUGAAAUUGGGCCAUUUGUUAUGCCGCAGCCGAAAGCCAGAUUUAUUAUUGGAUAUCAUACAUCGUCAAGGCACAUCACAGUCAAUGCCAUGGCUUGCUGACCUCGUACAAAACAGCGAAGGUGACUUCAAUCAUCUGCCGGUGCAGUGUUUGUGCGAAUUUUUACUGUCAAACUCAUCGUCAAUGGACAAUCAUCGCGAUUUAGAGCUACUGAAGUACUUGCAAAAUCUACUGGCUGAUGAAAACCAAGACGUUCAAACAUCGUGCGAAGUACUGGAGUAUUUUCUCCGUCGGUUGUCUUCACCAUCGAAACAAGGCCGCAUUAAUGCAAUCAAUGCGCUGCAACUUUUACUGAAAGUAUUCCAUAAGGAAGACGACGAAAACAUUCAAAUGCACCAAGAUGAAUCGAGUUGGCUGUUGCAAUUCCUUCCAUUGAUGCCACACUUUCUGGAUGUGCGAUCGAUUGUUAUCGUGCAGCUCAGAGCCGCUUGUCAAAUCGAAAACAAUGCCGAUUUGGUGAUGAUUUACAUUCAAUUCAUCGCAGCAAACACUUUGGGAGACUCAGUUUUGGAAAUGCUUGACCACGUGAUGGAUUUGAGCCAGUUGAUUGUCGAACGGAACACAUUGUUCUCAUGCAUUGUGCCAACUGUAAAACAUGAUGACAAUCGUUUACAAACGUUGAACUGUUUAUAUGUCAUGUUCAAUAAUUACUUGAUCAAACUGAAGGAUUUCAAGGAGACCGAAGAGUUGAACAAAUAUGCUGAGCUUGUAAUGGUUAAAUUCCACAAUGAUGAUAUGCAGCCGAUUCACAUGAUAAUAAUCCAUGCGUUCGUCAUUCUGUUGACAUAUGCAACAAUGAUUCCGAAUGCAACGCCAUACUUGGACUACUGGUUCCCACAAAAUGCUCCGCUUCCGCAUGCAUUUUUCCCGGAAACCGAUGAGCCAGCUCCCAUUUUUCCCGAUUGGCUGAAAUUGAAAAUGAUUCGCAGUUCAGUUGAUCGUUUGGUCGAUGCCGCUUUGAAAGAUUCGUCACCGCAACAAAUUGUGUUGUUCAUCCAGAGUUUCGGAACGCCAAUUAAUACCAUGUCAAAGCUACUUGCCUUGCUUGACAAGGCUGUUAUCGAAAAUGCGGAUGCCGUGAAAGAAGUUAUUGGCGAUACAGGCUAUUUCGCACAAGUCGUUGAAGUUCAGCAGGCUCGUGGUGCUAAACAUGGUAGAUUCGCAAUCGAAACAUUGCAGUUGGACGAAAAAGUCCAGCCAGAUCCACCAAAACGAGACAUCAUUGUAACCGAACAACUGGAUAUACCAUCAUGCAAACCCCAGCCACAAGCUAAUUCAUCACAAUCGAAAGAAAUCGAUGAAGUGAUCGAUUUGGUAUUGCACAGUGAAACAUUACCACAUUCACUGUUACUUCGAUUCCGUCGCCUGAUUCAACAAUUACUCACCACAGAUGGUCAACAUCAUUUGGCCAAACAGCAACAAAACACCGUUUCAAAGGUGGUACAGUAUCUGUCACGCAACGCUAAAUCACAAUAUGGACAAACCUUUUAUCAGCGCAUCCUACAGAGUUCAGCGGUUUGCUCGUUCUUCCGGACAUUGUUUGUGUCUGUGCAAGAAAAGUCAUCCAACCACAAUUACUUGGCUGGCAUCAAUGAUCAUGCCAUGGAAUUCAUGAUCUCCGACAAUUGUCCCAUCAUUUUCCAAAUGAUUUUUAACAAAGUCAAAAACUACAUAAAAGUCGACAAGGACACAAAGUUUGCGGUGGAAAAUCAGGAUUUAGUGCAAGUACUUCAGAUGAGCACAAUGACUGAGCUACAAACAAAGGGCAAUCACCUAUUGAACGAAUUGAUAAAAAAUAAUACGAAUUCAGAAGAGUUGGUGGAUGUGAUUACGACCACGUUGAAAAAUUCACGAAUUAUAAAAACCGAAGAUGCAUCGGAAUUGAAUAAAAAUGGGCUGUUAAUCGAUUGGCUGGCUGACAUCGAUUCAGAAUUGAUAAUUUCAACCAAGAAUAGCCUUGAUGUGAUGUUCAAUCGGUCAUUGCCGCAGUUUCGAUUUUAUUUGCUGUCACUGUUGAGCCAUCAAGCCAGUUGGUCAACGUUGCGCAGUACAUUGGUUAAAUUACUUGCUACGUACCAACCUGAUUUUGAUUCAACAUCCGUGAUACACUUCAUUGCCGCCCUCAUUCAUAAUCCAAAACUGUGGCAAGGUCGCGAGAAAAAUACAUCAAAACAUUAUCGAAUCGAGUAUGUUCUGCUGUUGAACGAUAAACAACUGAAGGUGUUUACCGACUACAUUCUGAGCGAGGAGAAUCUCGAUGCGGAGAAAUUGAGUUCACGCGUUAGUACGCUAUUGCAAUGCAUUCCACCUGAAUUGCUCGACCUCAAAGAGUUGGUGUCAUACGUGCGUAACGAUUCAACCGUUGGCAGCGAAACAUUGAGACGUCAAUUUUUGCAGCAGCUUUACUUGAAUAUACCGCCAAUGAAAUUCACCGUGCUUGAUUUGGACGAAAUUUAUCUGGCAAAUGCCGUUAAGCUCACAAAUUGUGAAACCGAUAAGGUCACAAAUAACAUAAUGACCGCAAUGUCAUCGUUAACAACACCAAGGGAUUUCCAGGCAAUGUCACAACACAUGGAGCUGCUGCUACGGAAAUUGGCCGCAUCACAUCCAUCGUUGGUUUUACGACAAAUUUCCAUGAUGGCAUCACUGUUGCAAGGGCGUGCCCAUAUGGAUUUGCACGUUCUACGAUCCAAUUACCAUAUUCCGUUGUUCAUUCAAGUGUUUGGCAUUUUGGAACUGUUGCAGCCGCUUAUUUUCGAACAAAACUACAGAACAUCAUUGCAUUCAGCGCUCGAAUGCUACUUUAGUCUAUUCCAAAAUCAUGGCACCACAAAAGACACCUUUGAUUUAAUGUACCGUUUCAUGGAAUUCCUGCACAUUUACACGCAAAAAGAUUCGGCAAACGCAUGGAAAUUCAUCGAACCACAUACGGAUUUGAUUGAAGAUUUGGCCGCCGACAAUCGCAUGAUAAUACCACUUCAACAGUUGGUCCAAGGCGUGUCGUUGAUCAAGUAUAAACAGAAUAAACGCAAUGACAACAAUAAUGACAAUGCAUCAGCCACACAGGAGAAUACCGGUGCAUCGGCAAUCAUUCUAACGCCAUACACGAAAACGCUUAAUCAAACACUUACAAAAUUGCUGAUUGAAAUUCAGCAUCGUUCCAAUGACGAAGUGCUGAGUCCGCUACAGGAAUUGGAGAUCAUCACAACAAAACGUCAAGUGCCCUUAGAAUCGAUACACGAACGACUUUUGACACUGAUUUCAUCGUCAACGGUUAGCAUCCGGCAAUCAGCCUAUUUACUAUUAAUUCGCCAUCUAAAAUCGAAUCCGGGUAAUUUAGCGGUGAAUGCAAACACCCUUGCCGUGUACGUGCAAUGUCUACGUCAAAAAGAUACCGGUGUCGUCAUAUCGGCGUUGCAAUUUCUAACCGAAAUGGUGUGCUGUCUGCAGGAGUAUUCAUCGGAGAUACUGCGCAAUGCCUUCGAAAUGGGCAUCAAAUCGAAAAUCAACACAUUCGAACAUAUCCGAAAAUGUAUACUCGCACUGAAGACACAGCAUGCGAGCUAAACAACCAUUUCCUUCUGUUUUAGUUAAGCGACAAUUUUCACAAACAACAACAACAUCAAACUUCUUCUCGGAACAAACAUCAUUUAUUUUUUUUUUUUAUUGAUUUAGUUUUUUCUAAUGUCUAAGUUUAAAUGUAAUUACAAACAUUUGUAUCGAAGAAAAAAAAUAACAACAACAAGAACAUCAUCAUGGAAUGGACUAGAAUAAUAUAGAAAUUUUAAAUAAAACUGAAGAAUAUUAGAUAAGAAUCUAAAGCAUUACAUAUUUUCAGAUUAUGAUUAGUAAUAUUUUUGUAAAAAAAAAACAAAUGACAACAACCAAACGAAUCCAAUCAAAUUCGCAAAUAAAAAAGAUUGAACAAUUCUAAA